UUUUUCAGAAUGAAACUUCCAUUGACUCAGAUUUUGAUUCUUGUCUUCUUGGUAUUGCUGUCCUUUCCAACAGCUGAAGGGUUGAUAUGUCAUCAAUGUUCCUCAGUUAGAAAGGACAAUAAAUGUCGCAGACCAUCCACCUGCAAAGUGUCUACAAAACAGUUUUGUUUCAUUCAAAGAAACUCCAAAGGAGGAUACAUUAAGAGAAUAAGACAAGGUUGCACCUCUUACUGUGUAGAUACUAUUCAGUUCAGCAACGCCUAUAUAAAAUAUACCUUUUGCUGCAAGACAGAUUACUGUAACAAAUAUAAUGUUUGGCAGUUUCUUUAACUUCAGUCUUGGCAGGAAUUCUACUGCUAACAACUGAAAUGUAUCUUCCAAACACUUAUACAAAUAUGGGAUAAUGUGACUUGGUGGUAGGUGGAGAUUUCCUAUUUCUUUAUAUGAGCUAAAGAAGACCCUUUGGGAUGCAGCUUUACAGUAUAUAACUCCCAUAAGCUUUUGUGCUUUACGGUUUUGUACAAUGGUCUACAAAUAGUCCUUGUUUAAUGAUCACAAUUGGAACAGGCUAGUUGGUUAUUGAAUAAAGCAGUUGCUAAAUGAAACUGUAAUUGUUUUUACAAUUUGACUUCAGUU
Messenger RNA from Notechis scutatus (mainland tiger snake), 636 nucleotides. The record is from RefSeq and is a predicted model, not a curated record. Lineage: Eukaryota; Metazoa; Chordata; Lepidosauria; Squamata; Elapidae.